AUGCACUCGAAAGGUGUGCUUCGUUCCCUUCUUUUCAUCAGUGCCGUGGGCAUUGCUCAGGCAUGGCAAGCUUCUGCUGCGGGCGACGUAAUGGAACCAAGCUAUCCCGAGCGAUGCUACCCAGACCCCUGUAAGGGCAUUAUCUCUACCAAUGAAUCAUAUGUCUGCGGCAACGACACCCUUGGUCCUGUCCAGCUUCCUCGGAAUUUCCCCUUAUCAACUGAACUCGCCACCUACGCCCGUUUUGGCGAUCUGUGCCCGUACGAGUUCCUUGCAAAAUGGACCUGGCCCAACGGAUCCUACCAUUAUCCUGACGCUGAGGGAUUUGUGAUCAAUGACGAUGGGCAGCCCGUCGAGGCUGAAGUGACACUUCCCGUUGGCCGAAAGAUUGAUCGCUUUGGAAAUCCAGGGGGGAACUUCUUCAGUCCGUUGGGUGCGCCGUAUAUUGAGAGAGCGCUACCUCCUCGCAACUUGAACAACAGUGAUGGCAAUUACCCGUACAGCUAUCAUGUCUACGAGGUAAUCAAGGAGCUGAAAGUCACACUCGGGCCCAUUGCCCCGUGGUUUGAGCAGCCAGGAAUGGGAACGCAGUUUAAGACCAAUAGUUCUGCUACGCAACUCAUUACAGACCAGUUUCUCAAGGAGCUUCCCAGGUCGGAGUAUGAUCAACGUGAAGAUUUUGCAGACAAUUACACACCUGGUCCAAACUCCUGAUUUGGUUUGAAUGAAGGAGACUUCUGAUGGAGGAGAAGACGAUAUGCUUUUAAGGAUGGGGAUGUCGAAACUUUGUGGAAAUACA
Molecule: messenger RNA, 799 nt
Organism: Penicillium brasilianum
Lineage: Eukaryota; Fungi; Ascomycota; Eurotiomycetes; Eurotiales; Aspergillaceae
Source: the annotation of a GenBank genome assembly